Ctenopharyngodon idella (grass carp) is the source of this 2543-nucleotide messenger RNA. RefSeq names its product hepatocyte nuclear factor 4, gamma (gene hnf4g). The coding region runs from base 837 to 2120 and encodes 427 amino acids. Gene Ontology annotation, molecular function: nuclear steroid receptor activity; nuclear receptor activity; RNA polymerase II cis-regulatory region sequence-specific DNA binding. Gene Ontology annotation, cellular component: nucleus. The transcript is spliced from 10 exons. The record is from RefSeq and is a predicted model, not a curated record. Gene Ontology annotation, biological process: regulation of transcription by RNA polymerase II; anatomical structure development; cell differentiation. Lineage: Eukaryota; Metazoa; Chordata; Actinopteri; Cypriniformes; Xenocyprididae.
UUACCUCAGGAAGGGAGUUUUUUCAACUUAUAGGCAUACAUGCGAGUCUCAUCGACUAAAAAUCAUAAAACUUAUAGACUAUUUACCUCAGGAAGGGAGUUUUUUCAACUUAUAGGUAUACAUGCGAGUCUCAUCGACUAAAAAUCACAAACCCCUUUUGAUUUCGUGAGUACUUUAAAAUGCCCCAAUUAUUUAGGCCUGUAACUUAGCCAACGACUAACGACUUUUCAACUUAUGCAGAAGUAAAACCAAUCGAUACAUGUAUGAGUUUAAAAAUGUGGUUUUAUGUUAUGCAAGACCAAUGACUGACCAACCGAGACCGGUAAAUAGAGAUUUGGCGCCCUCUUCUGGUAAAAUUGGAGAACGUCAAAGAGCCGUUCGGAGGUUGGUUAGUUGAAAGGUAAAAUGAUAGUUCUGUAAAACUAUGAUUUGGGCGUCCAACCAAAUAGUUUUUAAGCAGGCUUUUUUUAAUUUAUUUUUUAUUUUCUGAAAAUACAAAAAUGUCUAAAUAUUAUAAACAUUAGCUAUAAAUUCAAAUGUUUCUACUUGUAGGCUUCGUACUGUUUGUCAGUAGUAUUCUUUACGUCGUGAACCCACGCACAGGCAACGCGUUUCAUGUCUUCUGUUUUAUUGGGGCUAGUUACUGUUUAACAUCUCCACCCAACUUUCAGUUUGUUUAGUAAAUCGAUCUAAUGAGAGGCUCCCCCAACACCACCAAAAGUAUUAUCCAAUGACAUGUUAAACACUUCAUGUACUCGCAUUUGCUCUCUGUAACAGCAAAACAUAUUUAUUAGCAUACAAUUUUGACCCGUGUUCGUUUGAGUUUUGGUGGAUUAAUGCAAAUCGUUGUUGGACGUGGAGAAGAAAACAUGCCGACAGAGCCCAACAUCAGUCAAGGAGAAAAUGGCGUGAGCUCCAACUGCGCAAUCUGUGGCGACAAAGCCACAGGUAAACAUUAUGGCGCCUCCAGCUGUGACGGCUGCAAAGGCUUCUUCCGCCGGAGCAUCAGGAAGAGUCAUGUCUACUCCUGCAGGUUUAAUCGUCAAUGUGUUGUUGAUAAAGACAAAAGGAACCAGUGCCGUUUCUGCAGACUUCACAAAUGCUUUCGAGCUGGAAUGAAGAAAGAAGCUGUGCAGAAUGAGCGGGACCGUAUCAGCUCUAGGAGGAACAUGCAAGACUCACAUGAUCUGCCGCCAAUCACAGCCCUCGCUCAUGCUGAAGCUCUCUCGCAGCAGCAGAUCAACGCCGCCAGCCCAAUGGGCCCUGCUGAUGUUUCAGAGAAAAAAUCAGCCACUAUCAGUGAUGUCUGUGAAUCUAUGAAGCAACAGCUGCUUGUUCUGGUAGAGUGGGCUAAAUACAUCCCAGCCUUCGGUGAAUUGCCACUUGAUGACCAGGUUAGUUUAUUACGAGCUCAUGCUGGCGAACACCUUCUCCUUGGUGUGGCUAAAAGGUCAAUGCCAUACAAAGACCUCUUGCUUCUAGGUAAUGGCUGUGUUGUCCAUCGAAACUGCCCUGAGCCGGAAAUAGGUCGCGUGUCUAACCGAGUCUUGGAUGAACUGGUCCUACCCUUCCAGGACAUCCAAAUUGACGACAAUGAAUACGCAGCUCUAAAGGCCAUUGUGUUCUUUGAUCCAGACGCCAAAAGCUUAAGAGACCCCUCUAAGAUCAAGGCGAUGCGCUAUCAGGUCCAAAUGAGUCUGGAAGACUACAUUAAUGACCGGCAGUAUGACUCGCGUGGGCGAUUCGGGGAGCUUUUGCUGCUGCUUCCUACUCUGCAAAGCAUCACCUGGCAGAUGAUUGAGCAGCUACAGUUUAUCAAGCUUUUUGGUCUUGCCAAGAUAGAUAACCUGCUGCAGGAGAUGCUUCUUGGGGGUCUGACCACAGAACAACCUCACUUACAUCACAAUGGUCACCCUCAGUUUCCAGUAACAGGACAGACUAUAGUCAUUAGCUCCAUACCAGGACCUGCACAGCCACAGCAGAUGGCAUCCCCAGAUACCCCCAUUCCAUCUCCCACUUCAGUACAGAACCAGGAGGCCUACAAGCCCUCCGGCAGCCCGGCUCUCCUGCUACAGCCACAGCCCAUACCAAACAGACCCUCUCCUGAGCCUCCCCUAUGAGUCUCCUCUCUAGCACAGGCCCUGUGAGUUUGUAUAUGUGUAAAUUGUGUGAGUUAAACUCUUCCCCACCUCCUGCGCAACAUAUUUAACUGAUCGAAAGAGAACUUUACAGACAAAUUCCAAAUGUAUUGUCAAAGUGGACCACCACAAAUUGAAAAUUUAUGUUGGAAAGAUUUAUGGUGUGUUUGUCAUGCUGGCAGACCUGCUUAUCAUCAGCCUACUGCUGGUAGUAACUAGUAAAUAGAGACAAUAUUCGUUUAUUAAUAACAAAUUAUUGUCAGUUACAAGAGACUUGUCAACAGUUUUUAUACUAAUAAACAGUCAAGAUUUAAUUUAUUAAGAAAAUUAUACUAUGCAACACUCAAGAAAUGUUAAUUUUUGCUUGAAAAUGUGCCCUUUAACACAAUAAAUAAAUAAAUACUC